AUGUCUGAGAAACCUAUCGAGCCUUUUUCUACUCGUACGGAAUACCAGCCAAUUGUUCAAAGGCUGAUGUAUAUGGUCGCACGCAAUAAGGGUUGGGAGGAUAAGUUUACGAAGGCGAUCCUUUGCGCUCACAAUAGCGGGGUCGAAGAUAUGGUCAAGAUCAAAAGUUUGGCUGACUACUACGAGUUUCUUAACAAUCUGGUGUUGUGGGUGCCCACAGAGGAUAAACCAGGAACUUAUAUUUACAAUAUGCUUUGCACGAUGUACUUUGUCCUCGACCAGAAGCCCGUCCGCGAGCUUCAGUCACCUGUUAAGCCUUCAUCAUAUCCACCGCCGCAAUUGACACCGUUAUCCCAAUGGAUAGUCGAUUACGCCACGUCUAUGGGAGACUUUCUCUCUACCCCUCAAUCACUUACCGAGAAAUCUCUGCAGACUUUUUAUACGGCACAGAAAUACAAUCUGGAUGCCUAUCAGGUUCCCGAAGGAGGCUGGCUGGGGCAUUCUUUCAAUGAAUUAUUCGCCCGACAUUUCUUGCCAGGUACCCGACCCAUUGAUGGCCCUUCCAAUCCAGCAGUUAUUGUGAGCCCCGCAGACUCGGUUUUCGAUGGGGCUUGGGAUAUCACUCAGAAUUCAACAGUCACUUUCACUGUAAAAGGCCUUCCCUGGAGCAUUGACGAGUUACUUGCACACAGUCAGUAUGCAAAUGAGUUUGCCGGCGGGAAAUUUAUGCACGCAUUUCUCGCACCAUACAACUACCAUCGUCUGCAUGCUCCUGUUGGUGGCAAAGUGCUCGAAGCCACAGUCAUCCCAGGCCAGGCCUAUCUCAAAGUUGUUGCAAAAACGCAUAAGGGCAAACUGAGACUCACCCCUAUUCGAAAGCUAGAACAACCAGAUGUGGUUAAAGAACUCGAUGCUCCAGACUCUCCUGGUUAUCAAUUCUGUCAGGCUCGCGGUCUGAUUGUAAUCGAUUCGCCAGAAGUUGGAAAAGUGGCUGUUUUACCAAUUGGUAUGGCUCAGGUGUCUUCUGUGCAACUCUCCACUCAUAAAGGGGCUAAUGUGAAAAAGGGUGCUGAGUUGGCUUACUUUCAGUUUGGUGGAUCUGAUGUUGUCGUCGUGUUCCAAGCACAGAGCAAAGUUGACAUACUUGCCAAUAUAGGUGAAUCUUAUAGCGUGGGCCAACAGAUUGCAAUUGCUAAUAUAUAA
Paraglomus brasilianum is the source of this 1203-nucleotide messenger RNA. Lineage: Eukaryota; Fungi; Glomeromycota; Glomeromycetes; Paraglomerales; Paraglomeraceae. The record is from the annotation of a GenBank genome assembly.